Molecule: messenger RNA, 1679 nt
Organism: Acanthaster planci (crown-of-thorns starfish)
Lineage: Eukaryota; Metazoa; Echinodermata; Asteroidea; Valvatida; Acanthasteridae
Product: RBPJ-interacting and tubulin-associated protein 1-like
Biological process (GO): Notch signaling pathway; nuclear export; negative regulation of Notch signaling pathway
Cellular component (GO): nucleus; cytoplasm
Molecular function (GO): tubulin binding
Source: RefSeq, a predicted model, not a curated record
UGUCAAACAGCCAUGACAGCAAUCUGAUUCGAGUGCAGGUGUACGUGUACGUGUAGGCAGCUAUCUUUGGCACGUGUGGAUGUACAUGUAGGCCUACGACCGAUCCGGAAUAUCACUCAUUUCAGACAUGUCAUCACUUCCUGGUGGCUAAUGAACCACUCCAACUGAAGUGCAAGGGAAAUUCAUGGAUGAACUAUGACUUUUAGGUCAUGUUGCUUUCAGAUGGCUAAAAGAAAUCUACUUGGCAGGUACUGUAGAAAGCAUGACAUCCUUUAGUAGUCGUCCAGACAGUGGCAGGGCGACAAGUCUCAGUGUGGCUGGUGAAACCAUGCACACCAACACUCCACUUCACAAGACCAAUAAGUCCUACAAGUACCGUAAGGUGUCCAACAGUGGCUCAGCAGAGGAGACUCUGUUUACCUCCCAGCGCGAGCGCUACCUUCAGUCUCGGAACAGUCCAUUAAAUGCCCGACCCAGGUCGGUCGGAGGCAGUGAGUGGAUGGUGCAUGGGGAACGAAAUGAGAUGCCAAGCGAGCUGCCCAAACGAAGCCCUUCUGGGACCCCUCCAAUUAAGCCACCCCUAGUGAGCGCGAGUGGGGCACCGCGGACCCGCUCUCGGCUUUAUAAGUCCAGCCCCAGCUACAUAGACGAGUCACUCUUUGGCCCCAAGCUCCAGGAGCCUGAUUUCCCAGCCCCCUGGGAGAAACCUGAGGAUUUGCGGAGGGGGCCCCUGUUAACUUGGAGCCCGCCCGUUCCAGGGAGUCUGUGCUGCACCCCCAGGUCCACACCUCCCAGCAGGCCUCCCUCAGCUGCUGGGGUUGGGAGUCGACCAGGCUCUGCCACAGGUGACCGCCGGAAAGGUAGUCAGCCCCCAAUGCCCAAAAAACCUGUGUGGAAAUGAACAAUCCUUCAUUUGUAGCAGACUGUAACAGAACAGCUAUCAUGAGUGAUUGAACUGACAGAGGAGUUGGGAACAACUCUGUCCAUUCAAGAAUGAUGGGGCUUUAACCUGUAUUUAAAAAAAACAAGUGGUAGAAUCCGGGUUAAUCAGCAGCCCCGAGAAAUCUACUACGCUUGCAAGAGUUGACCGGACUCUUUGAACUACAUGUAACUGGUUGAGAGCAUUCAUUAUGUAGUAAGUACAUGUAUAUAAAAUAUGAAACAACAGUUCAAAAUUUCUGUUAAUGAGACCAAUAAUUCCUCAUAGGAACCCUAUGCACUGUGACUGUAGCUGAAGAAACUUGUCAAAAGGAGAUGGAGAGUGGCAAACAGUUACAGUGUUACAGGCAGUGUUGUAGUACUUGUACUCGAGUACUACUCGAGUACCGUUUUCAGAGUACUCGUACUCGUACUUGCACUCGGAUGUCCAAGUACUCGAACUACAGUUCUUGUACUCGGGCUACAAAAUACUCGGGACUCGACAUCCAAAAAUUGUACUUGAGCUUCAAAGUACUCCUACUCGAUUAACAGUACUCGAUAAAAAAAUCCUUUAGGUUAACUUACCAUGCACGGCUGUUAAAAUAAGGUACAAAAAUAUCGACUCCAAUGACCCGAUAUUCGAUACUGUUCUGACAAAGAGAAGGCCGAACGUAGGACCAUUAAUUCAUACGACCCAUUCGCCGUCUGUGCGCGUACUUAACCAAUCACGUACGCAAAUUAUAUUGUGGUACUCCAGAAUG